GUGUGACUGCAGCAAAAGAAUGUCCUACAGUCCUAGAAUUAUAUAGAUGCUUUUUACGUUAUUUUGGAAUGGAGGAGGUAAAAGAUGAGAAGACAUUUAAGGGGUUUGUAGAUAGACUCACCCUCGGUAUUACUCGGGUUUUGGAGAACCUCCCUGGUGUGCUGGAUGUACGAUUUGCAGAGAAAGCCCCUGCAGAAAAGAGAUGCCUUCUCUCCUGGGAGCAGAAAAACAAUUGUGUUUUGCCGGAAGAUCUCAGAGAUUUCUAUCUCACAACAGAUGGCUUCAUGCUUGCCUGGAACUCCAAGCUGGAAAAUGAAGUGGUUCCAGUGGGAUGCAUGGUGAUAAACAGUGUUGCUCAGCUAAGACCCCUGAUUCAGUCCAAUGUAUAUUCCCUCCCCAAUGCACCUACCUUAGCUGAUCUUGACUUCGACAAUGACUUACAGGAAUCUGAUGGCCCUGAACAACCUCACUUUGAUUGUCGUAGUCGCAUAUUUGAGUUGGACCCCUGCAAUGGUAAUGGCAAAGUCUGCCUUGUUUACAAGAGCUGCAGUCCAGGUCGUGUAGGUGUAAUGGCUCAGCAGUGUGAGGUGUGGUUCUUGGACCGUUCACUUUUCUGGCACUAUCUCACCCCCUCCUUCACUGCCUACUACCGACUUAUGAUCACUCAUCUGGGGCUUCCGGAGUGGCAGUGUAAUUUCACACCGUAUGGCCCCAGCCCACAAGCUAAGCAAUGGGCCGCUCUCUACCAACCCCUGACGUUCUAUGGCGAUCCCCAUCUUGACACAUCCAGUGAACCUUUAUUGAACAAGCUGGACCCAGCCAAGGCGUUCCGUGGCAAGGCCAAGCCACCCACUCCCAAGAAGAAGCAGCCAGCGCAGGUCCCAGCAAGCGGCGGCAGUACAGCCAAAGGACAGGGGAUCUCGUGGAGACACGGCGUGACUAAACGGUGACCCCGCCGUCCCAACUUACAUACAGGCGUGUUGACUGUUCUUUUGGCUUAUGCUGGGACUUUAGCAGCUGAAUUUCAUCUAUUGAUGCCCAUAAGUCUGUGUGUAUGUGUGUGUGU
Pimephales promelas (fathead minnow) is the source of this 1066-nucleotide messenger RNA. RefSeq names its product tubulin polyglutamylase complex subunit 2 (gene tpgs2). The record is from RefSeq and is a predicted model, not a curated record. Lineage: Eukaryota; Metazoa; Chordata; Actinopteri; Cypriniformes; Leuciscidae. Gene Ontology annotation, biological process: protein polyglutamylation.